AUGGCGCGCGCUAGCCUCCCAGAUCUAGAGUCUGGCACGACGACUCCCGGCUACGCCAGCCAGGCCGACUCUGUCGACCACCAGCGACAGUCCGAAAAGGUGGAAGCUGCUGUUGCUACCACCAAUGAGCCGCCUGAUGGCGGAAGAGCCGCCUGGACCCAUGUACUCCUCAUGCACAUAGUCUUCUUCAACACCUGGGGCGUCGUCAACGGCUACGGGGUCUUCCAGGAGUACUACACCAAAGCCUUGGACCGCCCUCCCAGCGAUAUUGCCUGGAUUGGGAGCGUGGAGACGUUUCUGCUGUUUGGCAUCGGCGUAGUCUCGGGGCGCGCCACCGAUGCGGGCUACUUCUACCCCGUCUUCUAUGCAGGUGUCUUCCUGGAGCUGCUUGGUGUCUUCAUGACGUCGCUCGGCACGCGGUACUGGCACUAUUUCCUGUCGCAGGCAGUUUGCAUGGGCAUUGGGAAUGGGUUGACGUUUUGCCCCGCGCUUGCUAUCCUGUCACAGUAUUUCCACAAGCGCCGCGCCUUUGCAGUUGGGCUUUCGGCGGCCGGCGCGGCGAUUGGCGGCUUAGUAUAUCCGAUCCUCAUUAAUCGGCUGAUUUUUUAUGAAAAAAUUGGUUUUGGGUGGACAAUGCGCUGUAUGGGUCUCAUCAUGCUCAUUACAUACAUUCCUUGCCUGUUCUUGUUCAAGCCCCGUUUACCGCCGAGGAAAACUGCCGAUUGGAUCGACACGACGGCGUUCAAGGAUGUCCCCUUCAUAUUCUUUACCGUCAGCAUGUUUUUUGCUUUUUGGGGCUUAUACUUUGCGUUCUUCUUCCUUGGCACAUUUGCGCGCGAUCAAAUCGGUGUCGCGCAGCCGAUCUAUCUUCUGAUCCUACUCAACGGCGUCGGGGUCAUCGGUCGCAUUUCGCCCACAAUUGUGGCCGACAAGUGGUGCGGCGCCCUCAAUCUUGUCAUCGUUAUUGGCCUCGUUUCCAGCUUGCUGGUCUACUGUUGGGCGGCCGUGCAAUCUUCGGCAGGGCUCUAUGUGUUCGCCGUCAUAUAUGGUCUUGUGGCGGCCGCACUGCAGGCCCUCUAUCCCGCGGUGGCUACUACCAUGACGCCUCAUCCGAGCAAGACGGGUACGCGUGUUGGCAUGAUUCUGUUCUUUGUCAGUUUGGCAAAUUUAACGGGACCUGCUAUCUCAGGAGCCAUAAUCGAGCGGUCUGGAGGCAGCUAUCUUGGCGCGCAAAUGUUUGCUGCAACAUCUGUGCUGCUGGCCACCGUCAUGGCUGUGGCAGCGCGUGUCGCAAAGGCUGGCUGGAAGCUCCGUGUAAAAGUCUAA
Molecule: messenger RNA, 1326 nt
Organism: Akanthomyces muscarius
Lineage: Eukaryota; Fungi; Ascomycota; Sordariomycetes; Hypocreales; Cordycipitaceae
Exons: 1
Coding region: 1-1326 (441 amino acids)
Biological process (GO): transmembrane transport
Cellular component (GO): fungal-type vacuole membrane
Molecular function (GO): transmembrane transporter activity
Source: RefSeq, a predicted model, not a curated record